AGACGUAGGCCCGGGCAGGUGUGACAGGCAAGCUCCUCGCCCGGGCCCCGUUGGCAGAACAGGCCUGGCAGCCGGUGACCGGUCCUCCCCCCUCUCCCAAGCCGCCUCCUCUCGCCAUGCCGAGCCCCCGGAGCAGCCGCGAGCGACGCGCCGGCUGCAGCAGCGGCCGCCCCGAGUUCCUGUCCCUCGUGAGCCAGCGCAGCCCCGUCUCCCCCGACAGCCCGUCACGCCGCAAGGAGUCGGGCAGCUCCGCGGCAGCCCCCAUGCCCGAGGAGGACUGCAUGAAGCUGAACCCUUCCUUCCUGGGCAUCGCCCUCAGCUCCCUGCUGGCCAUUGACCUUUGGGCAUCCAAGCGCCUGGGCGUCUGCGCCGGAGAGGGCUCGACCUGGGGCAGCGCCCGCCCCCUCAUGAAGGUCAUCGAGAUUUCGGGGCACGGCAUCCCCUGGCUGCUUGGCACCUUCUACGGGCUCUGCCAAAGCGACAGUUCAGCAGCCAGAGAGGUGCUGCUCAACCUGCUCUUCGCAUUGCUGCUGGAUCUCGUGAUGGUGGCAGUGGUGAAAGGGAUUGUCAAGCGGCCACGGCCCACCCACAACAAGAUGGACAUGUUUGUCACCAUCUCAGUGGACAAGUACUCCUUCCCAUCAGGCCAUGCCACCAGAGCUGCCCUGGUCUGCCGCUUCGUUCUGCACCACCUGGUACUAGCCGUCCCACUGCGAGUCCUCAUGGUGCUCUGGGUUCUCAUUGUCAGCGUUUCAAGGGUCAUGCUGGGCAGGCACAACAUGACAGACGUGCUCUUUGGUCUACUGCUGGGCUACAUGCUGUACAGUGUGGUGGAGUACUGCUGGUUGUCCCCGCUCAGUGCACCUGCCCUCUUUGCACUCUGGAGACACUGAUGACUGGGUCCCUCCCAAAGGAAAGGACAUGCACCUGGUUUUCUAAGCACGCACAAGGAGGGGAUAUUGGGACUUAAGCUCGUACAUUGGACCCCAUCUAACCCACCAAGACUUCAACACUAGCAGCACUGCAGGCUCCUGGGCCUGCAUUUUGGUGCCGUCUUGCCCUGUUGGGUAGGGUGUGCACAGGCCAAGUAGCUGCACUGACUGUUGUCCCAUGAAAAAAAAAAAAAACAGUCCCUGCAGAGCCCAGGGAGGGGUCAGCACGUUCAUGUGGCAGCUCACAACUGGUACAGUGAAUCUGCAUGCUUUUGCUGGGCACCUGCUGCAUUAGCCCAUAAUGUAUGUGGUAGCUGUGGCUUCUCUGAAAAUACACUGAUCAUGUUAUGAGUGCGCCCUGCACAGCCCAGUGUAUAAAAUAUGCCUGAAGGGCACUCUCUAGGGUCUCUCCUCAAGUUUGAGGGACUCUGCCUUCCUAAGCAGUGCAUCUCUUCCAUUGCUCUAGAUUUAAGUACUACACAGAAAACAGAUCUUAAAGCACUGAGGACAGAGGCACCUGGCUCCCAGUGUCAUGGAGAGAAAAGGUGCAACCAAAGGUUUGGCCCAUUCAUUUCAUCUCCAAAACAGCAGGUAAUGGAGGAAGCAUCUGUAACAGCACUGCUCCUGAAGACCUUGUGCAGAACUUCAUAACUGCUUUUCCCCUCCACAGGGAUUUUAGUCUACCAGGGGUACAGCACAUUCACAGUAGUUCCUGCUUGCCAGUCUGCUACCAGCAUACUGCAGCAUGAG
Molecule: messenger RNA, 1682 nt
Organism: Pezoporus flaviventris
Lineage: Eukaryota; Metazoa; Chordata; Aves; Psittaciformes; Psittacidae
Gene: PLPP6
Product: phospholipid phosphatase 6
Exons: 2
Coding region: 117-893 (258 amino acids)
Molecular function (GO): sphingosine-1-phosphate phosphatase activity
Source: RefSeq, a predicted model, not a curated record